Molecule: messenger RNA, 684 nt
Organism: Stylonychia lemnae
Lineage: Eukaryota; Ciliophora; Spirotrichea; Sporadotrichida; Oxytrichidae
Source: the annotation of a GenBank genome assembly
AUGAAUAGCGGUAUCAUGAGAAGAUCAGGAAUGUCUAAUGAAAAACUUAUGAAAUCAAGUAGCGCUAUGAUAACUAAAUCUAAAACAAUGGCAACGCCAGCUGGAAUUAAGAUGGAUUCUAAAGGAUCAGUAAAGAAUGAAAAAGAAUAAAUUUUUGAAGAUGAAGCAGAGGAAUUUGAAGAUUUUGCCGAAGAAAAGAGUUUAGCAAGCCAUAAAAAGUAAUCAAUAUCAGGUUUAUCUUAUUGUACUAGAUCAAUUGGGGCAAGAUCAAAAGAAACAAAAGUUUCAACUGUUUCUAAUACAUUCAAUGCAAGUUAACAAACCUUAAAUCCUCAAUCAGAUAUCAUUAAAAAGGCAUAAGAAUUACCGAAUUUGAGCAGUUUAAUAAAUGAUUAAUCAUCAGUCGGAAAUUGGAAUUCAUAAAAUCUUAUUUUCAGCUACUUUUAAGAGAAUAAGGUAAGUGAAGAUUUUGAAAGAGAUAUUAAGUUGAUGAUAAAAGAUAAAAACCUUUAUCAGCAAGUGCUUUUGACUAUUUUGGCAUUAUUUGUUUUGAGAGAGAAAUUUGAUGACUAAGAGGAUGAAUGGAUUAUGAUUGCAAAGAAAGCAAAGACAUAUUUAAGAGAGUAAGGUAUUGAAAAAGUUGAUUAAUUUUACAAGAAAAUAAACAUCACUAUCAAAGAGUGA